AUGGCUGCUGUCCCAUGCCGCGAUAUCGCCGAAAGUAUUGCACCAAAUAUGCUACUGCACCACAUGGUCCCCCCCAUAAGCCACAAGCAGCGGGGAAGCGCGCAUGCUGGCACGAGCUACAGGCUACUACAGGCCUCAACAGUAAAAAACCGUCCUCCUAUGUCGCAGCACCUCGCAAUUGACAUCACAAGUGCCGGAAGAAACCCCACCUUUGGACCUUCUGUGAAUUUUGUCGGCGGGUUGUCAGUCGUGGCUUCCCGUGUCGAAUUUGUAACAGCUGUGUCCGCAACUUCCUCGAAUCCCUGUCUGAGCGGUGGGAGACGGGAAAACACAGAAAAGAAGCUCUCAAUCUCACAUCCUCUUGCCUCUCAGUUGUGCAACUAA
This is a messenger RNA of Sporothrix schenckii 1099-18, 384 nucleotides long. RefSeq lists its product as uncharacterized. The transcript has a single exon. The record is from RefSeq and is a predicted model, not a curated record. The coding region runs from base 1 to 384 and encodes 127 amino acids. Lineage: Eukaryota; Fungi; Ascomycota; Sordariomycetes; Ophiostomatales; Ophiostomataceae.